This is a messenger RNA of Daphnia pulex (common water flea), 1130 nucleotides long. RefSeq names its product repetitive proline-rich cell wall protein 1-like. Lineage: Eukaryota; Metazoa; Arthropoda; Branchiopoda; Diplostraca; Daphniidae. Bases 372 to 974 code for a protein of 200 amino acids. The record is from RefSeq and is a predicted model, not a curated record. The transcript is spliced from 2 exons.
AUUAAUGUGCAGUAUCAUUAAGCUAAUACUUGAUAGAAUUUCACCUGAAAUAUUUGUUUGUUGGGCUGUUGUUAUUGUCGUUUGAAAAUUCACAUAUGAAAGAGGAUAAUAACGGAGUUGAUGGGUUCCGUGAAAAAUGGAUAGGAACAAUAAUGGACACUUAAAUAUUAAAAACGAUUAGCCUCUGGAAGGUCACAGGUGAAGCGGCCAUUCGGGUGAAUUUUGAACUCCUCCCCUCGUCAUGUAAGUUGGCAGGUAUGGGCAAAUGUAUAAAACUGCUAUGCGACCGUUCAAUCAGCAUCAAUCUCCAGCUUUCAUCGGACUAGUACAGUUCUCUCUACAAUCUCAAUCGUCUUCUGCCUACACCCAACAUGAAGUUCUUCAAGAAUGGGCUUGUGAUGGCGCUGCUGGUAGUUCUUAUCAGUUUGAUGGCCGCCGGAGCUGAAGAAGUGACCACCGAAGAGGGAUCUACGACUACGGAAGGAUCCGUGAAAUCGGAAGGAUCGACGACGACGGAAGAUUCAGUCAACCGAGACAAGCGCUUCAUUUUCUUCAGUAAAAAGGCGGGCGGCGGCGGUGGAGGUGGAGCCAAAUUACCCGGAGAUCCCGGAAAUCCGAUUCCGGUGGUAGGAAUUGUCAGGCGACCGGUCGCAGUCCCUAUUCCGGUGCCUAUGGACUACCCAGCUCCAUCGUAUGCUCCUCCUGCGUACUCGCCUCCAAGCUACGCUCCUCCAGCUUACAGCCCACCUUCAUAUGAAGCUCCUCCUAGUCCCCCUGCUUACAGUCCUCCUGCUUACAUGCAACCUAUGCCACCCAUGCCACCUGCAUACAGUCCUCCUGCAUAUAGCCCUCCUGCUUACAUGCCACCCAUGGCACCUGCAUACAGCCCACCAGCCUAUUCACCACCGUCUCCCCCAGCAUAUUCUCCUCCAGCUCCUCCUAGUUAUCCAGCUCCUCCACCAUCAUAUCCUUAAGAAAAAUAUGUGUCGCUUUUCACCAGCGAAUUCGCAUGCGCAAUCUUUUAAGCUGGCUUAAAAGGUAAAAUGCAAAAUGUCUGUAGUUUUUGGUCAUAACCGAAAUUUGUGGUUUCGUGUGAAUUUCCGGGAAUACAGUCAUCUAUCAAAAUUUAA